This is a messenger RNA of Chenopodium quinoa (quinoa), 654 nucleotides long. RefSeq lists its product as uncharacterized. Gene Ontology annotation, molecular function: nucleic acid binding. Bases 1 to 654 code for a protein of 217 amino acids. The record is from RefSeq and is a predicted model, not a curated record. The transcript is spliced from 3 exons. Lineage: Eukaryota; Viridiplantae; Streptophyta; Magnoliopsida; Caryophyllales; Amaranthaceae.
AUGUUGAGGAAACAUGGAGUUCAUCAACGGUUUGACCUUCCAUAUCAUCCUCAGAGUGGCCAAUUCAAGGUCUCCAAUCGUCAAAUAAAGCUUAUUCUUGAGAAGACGGUUGCAAGGAAUAGAAAGGAUUGGUCGGACAAGUUAGAUGAUGCUCUUUGGGCCUAUAGAACGGCUUUCAAGAUACCUAUUGGCACCACUCCAUAUCACCUUGUCUAUGGAAAAUCAUGCCAUUUCCCGGUGGAGCUUGAACACCGUGCUUUUACCUACAAAGCUCGUUCCAAGGAAGCUCAUGAUAAGCUUAUUGAGAAAAAAGAAUUUUGUGUUGGUUAUAAAGUCCUCCUCUACAAUUCAAGAAUGAAGUUAUUUCCCGGAAAGCUCAUGUCAAGAUGGAGUGGCCCUUUCUUGGUGAAAGAUGUUAUUGCUAAUGGUGCCGUGGAGAUUUCUUCUUUGGAUUCCUUAUCUUCUUUCAAGGUUAAUGGUCAUCGGCUCAAGAGAUAUUUUGAUGGAGUGUUGCCUUCAUUCAUCAUCUAUGGACUUAAUGUGUUUGAUGAGGAUGGCAAAAGGAGAUUUUGGAGUGCAGGGGAGAGGGCACCCUGCGGGCUUGGAGAGGCCUCGGGUGCCCUUACUUUAAAAAGAGGGAAAUCGAAUCAGUAG